This is a messenger RNA of Tachysurus fulvidraco (yellow catfish), 5418 nucleotides long. RefSeq names its product insulin receptor substrate 2a (gene irs2a). Gene Ontology annotation, biological process: insulin receptor signaling pathway. The record is from RefSeq and is a predicted model, not a curated record. Gene Ontology annotation, cellular component: cytosol; plasma membrane. Gene Ontology annotation, molecular function: insulin receptor binding; phosphatidylinositol 3-kinase binding. The transcript has 2 exons. Bases 223 to 3399 code for a protein of 1058 amino acids. NCBI's taxonomy places the organism in Eukaryota, Metazoa, Chordata, Actinopteri, Siluriformes, Bagridae.
GUGUUUUCCUCACUGACCAAAGCAAGGACGUGUGUAAACGUCACGCGUUGUUUUUCUCUCUUAUAGUUCAGUCAUUCUGUAAGCGCUGUUAUUUUGUAGCGAACCAGCGCCAGGCGCACAAUUACACAACGGAACUGUUCGGCUGUAGGUUCGUUUGAUUUUUGUUGCUGGGGAAAACAAGUUACAAGUUGAAAGUAAGUCGAAAUAUUUUGAAGCGCUAGGAUGGCGAGUCCGCCACUAACUGGAGGGACUUCGUUAUCCAACGUCAACAUGUUUUCAAACAACGUCAAGAAAAGUGGAUAUCUUAAAAAACAGAAGCAUGGACACCGGAGAUUUUUUGUUUUGAAAGAGCAAAGCGAUUGCUUGCCAGCGAGGUUGGAGUAUUAUGAAAGCGAGAAGAAAUGGAAAAACAAAUCAGCUGCGAAAAGAGUCAUCUUUCUGGACUCCUGUUUGAGCAUAAACAAACGCGCAGACGCAAAAAACAGGCACCUGAUAGCUCUCUAUACCAAGGACGAAUAUUUUGCCGUAGCUGCUGAAAACGAAAACGAGCAGGAAAGCUGGUACAGAGACCUCACCGAUUUAAUGACUGAGGGGAAAGUGUGUGACAGCGGAGUCACCAACUCUGCGUCCUCUUUAGUGGGUUUUGACGAAGGUAAUUACGGUAUGAUUACUCCAGUAAACGCUGCUUACAAAGAGGUAUGGCAAGUGAAUUUAAAGUCCAAAGGACUUGGACAGACUAGAAACAUCACGGGAGUUUACAGGUUGUGUUUAUCAAGUCGUUCAAUUAGCUUUGUGAAACUUAACACUGAAGUUCCAUCUGUCAGCCUGCAGCUCAUGAACAUAAGACGAUGUGGUCAUUCUGACAGCUUUUUUUUCAUUGAGGUGGGCAGAUCAGCCUCUACAGGACCCGGGGAGCUUUGGAUGCAGGCAGAUGAUUCUGUAGUGGCACAAAACAUACAUGAAACAAUUUUAGAGGCUAUGAAAGCAAUGAAAGAGUCGUCAGAGUUCAGACCACGUAGCAAAAGCCAGUCUUCAGGCUCCAACCCUAUAUCUGUACCCACCCGACGGAACUUGCACAAUUUGCCUCCCAGUCAGACAGGGUUGGUAAGGAGGUCAAGGACAGACAUCGUGGCACCCACAUCGCCUUUCAACAAGUUUACAUCUUGCCGGAUACGCACAGCAAGUGAGGGUGAAGGCACCAUGGCAAGGCCAGUAUCCAUGUCUCUAUCAGAAAAUGGAAGCCCCACUGUGCGAAACCACAUGAGCAGGUCCAACACGGUUUCUGUGGGAUGCCGUACUUUUGAAGCAUCGCUUCUACAUCACAACCGAUCCAUGUCUAUGUCUGUGCCUGUAUCUCAUUCACCCCCAUCUCCGAUAAGCCCACUGAGCCUUUCGUCUACUAGCAUGAAUGGUUCUACCUCCACCUCAGCAGUACAGAAGCCUUCAAGUUGCAGUGGCUCUGUCUCUGGGUCACCUAGUGACACUGGCUUCCUCUCAUGUGAUGAUUACGGGUCCAGCCCAGGAGAUGCAAAAUACAACACAUCCAACCGGAGCAAUACACCUUCAUCCUUUUCUGGGACACCGCCUUCCCGUGAAAGCACAGAUCUCCAUGGUUACAUGAUGAUGGACAGUCCAUCAAGCUACUCAAAUAAGAUACAGGUAUGCAGAGAGAAGCUAGAAUUUGAGAAGUUAUACAGGAAGAGAACAUACUCGCUAACUGCACCACAACAACCUAGGACCCCCUCUCAUCAAUCUUCGGCCUCACUUGAUGAAUAUAUGUUGAUGUGGGCAGUGCAUGCUAAUGGCCAUUCUGGGCAGAGCACACACUCUGUUUCCCCAAAGGUUUCAUACCCUGAGGAUUAUGGGGACCUUGAAAUUGGCUCCAGCAGGAGUUCUGUUAGUAACCAAGGUGAUGAUGGCUACAUGCCCAUGACACCAGGUGUGGGACUACAAGGCAGCAAAAAUGACAACUAUGUGCCCAUGAGCCCCAUGUGUGUCUCUGCCCCCAAGCAGAUCAUCAAUCCCAGGUCCCACCCACAGGCUGCAGGUAGUCAUGGCACAACCAGUUCUCCCGGCACUGGUUCACUAGACGAUAAUGGUUACAUGAGGAUGUGGUCUGGCUCCAAAUCCUCAUUGGAGACCACAGAUGCCAAAGUGGCUAAUGGGGAAUAUAUGAACAUGUCGCCUGUCGAUCCGUGUGUCUCAGCAACUCCACCAGAUUAUUUCCAUGGAGGGUGUACGCCUGCACAGCGACACACAUUUUUGCUAAAUUCUAAUAAACAUGAAGGUUCUAAAAAAGGAGAAGACCAGUAUGUUGUAAUGUACAAUCAGGGGCGUAAAAGAGGAGAGGAGACAAACUGCAAUGCCAUGUCUAUGACAAGUCCUGGGCUAUCCUUGCCCAGCCCCUCCAUGUUUCUCCCACUCAGGCAUAGUCGGAACGACGGACUGUUGCACAGAGCACGUGUCAGCAGACAGAACAGAUUAUCUCUGGAUACUCUAAGGAUGCUCCCAAGAAUGAAUGAACAUCCACUCCCCAGUGAGCCAAAAAGCCCAGGGGAGUAUAUAAAUAUAGACUUUAGUGACUCUCCACAGUACUCUUUACCCUCUGGAUCAGUAGAAAGCCAAGCUUCAUCCCCCAGCCUUGGCAGUGUAAGAAGAUCCCCACUUUGUGACUAUAUGAACCUUGAAUUAAACUCACAUUCACCCAAAACAGAAACCUCUGCUAGUGCUCUACAUAAAAUCCCAGAGCUCACCAACUGUCCAUCUGAUGGGGGAACAUAUGUCUCUGAUGAGCAGAUCUCCUCUUCUUCAUCUGGCUUGAGGAACGAUGAUUAUGCUGAGAUGAAGUUUGAUGAAUCAUGCGUGUCACCCUCCAUCACCACUGAGAACAGGGAAACCGAUAUGGCUAGCCCAACUAAUAGGGUACAGAGGCUUACUCUUAGUGACGACAACAUGCCAGGAAUAGGGUCAUUCCUAUUACCCCACACUACAAUCGACCCUGAUGGCGAGGCAAAAGUUAUCCGAGCUGACCCACGCGGUAGAAGACGGCACAGCUCAGAGACCUUCUCGUCCACCACCACUGUAAUGCCAGUGUUUCCCUCUUUCGCCCACAAGUCCAAGCGAAAUAAUUCUGCCUCUGUUGAGAAUGUGUCUGUCCGGAGCAGCGAGGGUUCUGAUGAGGAGUACGGAAGCCCCAUGUGCAAAGAGACUUCUGCUGGGUUCCAGCAUGGGCUCAAUUAUAUAGCUUUAAACCUCAUGGAAAAUAGAGAGUUUGGGAAUUGUGAAAAUAUGAUGGGAUUCAAGACUAUCGGUUGUUGCAAAGGAGGAAUAAAUGGUCUACACGACAGUCCAUAUGUUUCACUGGGUUUCAAGGAGACAGUGACCACUGUGAAAGAUUGAUCAUCUCUUGGAUCACUGUGGUAGUGUAGGCCUAUGACCAGAGGUGGCCUCUGCCGCAGCUGAAUUUUGCUGCUGUUGAUGAACCUUGACCUUCGACCCUCACUCUGCAUUCCUGACAGAAUAAAUGUUGAUCCUGUCCAGGCUGGACACUUUAAAUGUGGCCCUCUCUGCAAGCAUGGAAACCACAAUCUGCUCUGUUCUUCAGGAACUGCAAAUUGCUGCUCUGUAGGUGACAACAGUCACAAACUUGUGUUAUGUAUGUAUGUUGUAUCAGUUAUUUUUUAUUGUUGUUAACACUUUAUUUGGUUGGACUUUGAGGAAUUAAUAGAAAUACAGCCACACCUCAUCAACUUACCCUGCAAAAGCAAAAACCAUAACCAGAAUGUCUACUAUUUACCUUACCAUACACAUGAACCUCAACAAAGGUACAUAUUUAAUGAUUUAUUUAUUUCUAGUUUAACUACUAAUGUUCAUGACCUUUUCUGAUUAGCGACAAAGACCCAGGAGAUGGCUACAUGCCCUACCUCAGGAAGAGAGUCUUUUGGGGGUGUACAAAAGUCAGACAUAAUGCUGAUUUAUGUUUUUAUCAUUAUUUUUCUUUACAUUUCCAGUCCAAAGCCUUACUGUUUCACUGAUAUAGAAUUUGCUGGUAUAUACUAAUUAGGACCUAUGUAAUAAGACAGAUCUAAAAAUACAAAAUAUAUCGAACAUAUUUUUUUAUAGAUGCUUAUUUAAUCUCACCUUGAAAUGUUUAUAUGAAAGAGGCCACUUAAUAAUAAUAUAAUUUGGAAAUGUGUCUGAAAUAUGCAAGUUGAAUCACUAAAUCAUGUGGUUGUUGCACACGACGAUUACCUACCUUCAUAAAGAUUAAUGCAGGAAUAAGUAUUAUUUUUAUGAUAUUCUCUCUCUCUCUCUCUCUCUCUCUCUCUCUCUCUCUCUCUCUCUCUCUCUCUCUCUCUCACACACACACACACACACACGCAUAUAUCAUUAUAUAUAAUGUAUAGAUUGGUAUAGAGAUGGAGAUGCACCCUAUUAAAAUGUCUCCCUUUUUGGACACUGCACCAGAACUAGAUUCACUGUAUACCUAGUGAUGGUGAACAUGGUUGUGUUUUUAUUUAUUGACCUGACUAAGUGGUGAAGUACACAGUGUACUUAGUAACUGGUAGAAACACAGGCACUUCACAGUGGGUUGCCAGUUGUUGACAGCCGACCUUGAUGGCAAGCAGCUCCAGAUUGUAAUACAUGACACUUUUGAAUGUAGUGCAUGUAACUCGUUUAAAAUGUGAGAGGGAGAAAUAAACCAAAAUAACUGUAGAAUUCCUUGUUUCUUUACCCCUGUUUAAUUUUGCAAACUAUACACAAAGUACAUACAUAAACAAAUUAGACACAGUUUGCUAAAGAAUCUCUUCUGUCUCAAAAGGAUCAAGAGCUAAUCUCUAAAAUCAAAAUAACACAGAAAACAUGUAUAAAAUGUCUAACAGUUUGCACAGAUGAAGUGCGUAUUCUGUUGCUUAAUAUAUAACAUGCUGUAGUUUUUUUUAAAUAUAGGACUUCAUCAAAAGACACACAGAAAGGCACUUUAUUACAUAAUACUUUAAAACAGCUACUUGAUUCUAGCGCAAAUCCUUUUCUGUACCAUCUGUUCACCCUCUUUUUAUGCAAUAUUUACAAAUGAAAAAGCAAAAUUAGUUUACAAAGAGGAACCAAAUGUGUAAAGAUUCUUAAUGUAUUUGUCAAAAAGAUUUUACACAGAGAUUGACUAUAUUCUGUUUGUACAUCUUAUUUCUGCCUCCUUUAAUGAACUUAACAUUUAACAGUAUUCCUGGAGUAUAAUAUAGUAAAACAUUGAUUGAACUUGCUGUGUCUUCCAUUGUCCAAAUGUCAUACUCUAUUUGUUGUGAUGUUCUAAUGCUAUUAAAUGAUAUUUAAACUAUCUUAGUAGAAUAUAUAUUUUAUUUGUGUUCAUAAAGGAUAGGCACAUGCAAUAACUAAAUAAAUAUUGUCAUUUAAGUCAAA